CCCUCGGCCCCAGAAGUGCAACUUCAUUUAGCAGCUCUUAGCGCAAGGAAACUAAGUCUGAAACUGGCUGUGACUAACCUGGCCAGCUUGGCUGCUCGCCACACCAGGCGGAGACACUCGGAGGGCUUCUCCGAGUCCCGGGUUCUUUGCUAGCAGUGUGACUUGGUAACUGGGGAUUCAAGGAGCAGCCGGAGCCUCCGUCUGUCCGGAUUUGCAGGCAUAUGGAAAUGCAAGACCAGCAAUGGAGGUAGAGUCCACCACAUACACUGACUUUAUUUCCUGCGAUCGAGCUGGUCGGAGGAACGCUGUCCACGACAUCCAAGGAGAUGCAACUGCUAUCAGCAUGCGCAAGCUGACAGGGGACAUAAGUGACCUCUCCAUCGAAGGAGCAGAAAGCCAAGUAGAUGCCACUUCUUCUGAGAAGGACCCUGGAGCAAGACCAAAGGGGGAGGACAACAGCCCCUCCCCAUGACAGCGUGCAAGGGGUGGGAUGGGGCAGGAGGAGAGACUUGCCGUAAACCUUAAACAAAAAUUUACUAUAGAAUCUGCAGGCAAAAGCCAGCAUGGAACAACAAGUGCUCUGUCAAAUGCCUCUGCUGCAACCAUUUGGUUCAGAAAGCUGCAGGAUACAAGGACUGGCACCUCCAAAAGACUUCUGCUCCCAUCCCUAACAACUUAGAACACUGCAGUGGUUGUAGUGAAAUGAGCCAUUCUCAAGAUGCCUUAGCUGCAAUUUUCCUCUAUAGGAAAACACAUUUUCAGUAAUAAUAUACACAGACUUUCCUGUCCAAGGUACCUUCUUUCUUCAUAAAUUUAGACUAUUAUUUAUUCUCUGUUUCCAUAAGUUAGGAACUUAGAUUUUGGGGUUUUCUAAGCAUCACCCUCAUUUUGCAUCUUAGAUCUGAACUGGCCUCUGGACUGUCCAUGUAGCCCCUAGCCACAGCAGGCAGUGGGAGAGGGACCUGGCCAGUCCCGCUGCAUUCAUGUCAAGCACCACUCACCUGUGCUGCUGCCACUUAGCAAUCAGAAAAGGACCAAAGUGCAGACAUGUGGAUGAGCUCCACCUACAGACCCAGCAGCAUCAGCCACAGGCAUCUUUUUCUUUGGGUUUUAGCAUUUUAAGGUAUUGUUAAGGGGAGGGGAAAAAAAUUGCUGUUUUGACUGUUGAAAUUGAGGCUUACUCAUGCAAGCUGUUAGCUGAGAAAUGUUUGUCUCUGGAAAAAUCUCACCCCAUUCUCUUUUAGGAGACAUGUUUUGUGUUAAAGAUGGUUUGAUAAAACUAUAUAAGCUGUUGGAAUAAAUAACACACAGCCUUUAA
Molecule: messenger RNA, 1318 nt
Organism: Rhea pennata
Lineage: Eukaryota; Metazoa; Chordata; Aves; Rheiformes; Rheidae
Gene: PKIG
Product: cAMP-dependent protein kinase inhibitor gamma
Exons: 3
Coding region: 242-472 (76 amino acids)
Biological process (GO): negative regulation of cAMP-dependent protein kinase activity
Cellular component (GO): cytoplasm; nucleus
Molecular function (GO): cAMP-dependent protein kinase inhibitor activity
Source: RefSeq, a predicted model, not a curated record